AAGAUGCUGGAAGAGGCUCUGGAAAAGAGUAUGCUCCAGGAAAGUGAAAUGGAACGUCUCUUGGAAGGAACUAGGGAGCAGAACGAGUUUCUGCAAAAUGAAAUUGUGGAGAAAAAUCUUUUGAUUGAACAGAACGCAAUCGAAGGAAAAGAAAUCGAAAGUUGUUUGGAAGAAGAAAAGAAAGCAAGAGAGAGAGAAAUCGAGAUUUUGGAAAAUGAAUUGAGAAGUCUUUUCCAGAAGAUGAUGACGAAGGAGAAAGAGCUGGAAAGUGCUCUGAAGGAGGGAACCGACCUCACCUUGAGAUUAAAGGAAGCUGAAGCCACCAAUCAAGUGUUGGCUUCGGCGAACAAAUGCUUCAAGACGGCCAAUGACCAACUGAAGGAAGCUCUGGAAGAGAAAGAGAAGGAGGGCGACCACCUAAAGAAUUCGAAGGAAGCUUCUACACAAGAAAUAGCUGUUUUACGACAGAAGAAUGCCGAUCUCCAGAAGCAAAUCGAAAAUGAAGAGGAGAAGAACAAAGUUUUAAAGGAAGAAGUUCAGCAGAUGAGAAAUUGGGUUGCUGAACUAGGAGGUCAGAAUGCUAAGAAGGAAGAGGAAUUAGCCAAGAAAGAACUGGAAGUAAAAUCGAUGAAGAAUUCCCUAGAAGAGGCAGAAGAAAAAAAUAAAAUUUUGAAUGAAGAAGUUCAGCAGAUGAGAGACUGGGUAGCUGAACUAGGAGGCCAGAAUGCCAAGAUGGAAGAGGAAUUGGCUGAUAACGAACAGGAAAUCAAUUCACUGAAGAAUUCUUUGCAGACAGAAGAAGAAGAGAACAACAUUUUAAAUGGAGAGGUUCAGCAGAUGAGAAAUUGGGUAGCUGAACUCGGAGGUCAGAAUGCCAAGAUGGAAGAGGAAUUGGCUGAUAACGAACAGGAAAUAAAUUCACUGAAGAAUUCUUUACAAAUGAAAGAACAAGAGAACAAAAUCUUAAAUGGAGAAGUUCAGCAGAUGAGAAAUUGGGUAGCUGAACUAGGAGGUCAGAAUGCUAAGAAGGAGGAGGAGAAUUGGCCAAUAAAGAACUGGAAGAAAAAGGAAGAAGAAGAGAACAAAAGUCUUAAAUGGAGAGGUCAGCAGAUGAGAAACUGGGUAGCUGAACUAGGAGGCAAAAAGGCCAAGUUAGAAGAAGAGUUAGGUUAUAAAGAACAGGAAAUAAAUUCACUGAAAGCAGACGUUCACCUGAUAAGAAACUGCGUAGCUGAAAUCGAAGGUGAAAAGGCUGAGAUGAAGGAAAAGUUAGCUAAGAGGGACCAGGAAGUGACUCUACUGAAGAACUGUUUAGAAAGUGAAGGAGCGAAAAACGGACUUCUGAAUGAAGAACUCGAAAAGAUGAAGAUGCGGUUGGCUCAAUUGGAAGCCAUGAAUUCAAAUAUUAAGGGUGAGUUGACCCGAAAAGAUAAAGAGAUUAUGUCAAUGGCUAAUGCUCUAGAAAAACGAAAAGGAGAGGAAUAA
Messenger RNA from Macrobrachium nipponense, 1485 nucleotides. RefSeq names its product golgin subfamily A member 6-like protein 7. Lineage: Eukaryota; Metazoa; Arthropoda; Malacostraca; Decapoda; Palaemonidae. Bases 4 to 1485 code for a protein of 493 amino acids. The record is from RefSeq and is a predicted model, not a curated record. The transcript is spliced from 2 exons.